AUGCCUUCGCUGUGGAAACGGAUAACGUUCUCGGUGGCUUCGGUGCUGUGCGUCGGCUCGGUGGCGCUCCUGGUCGUGGCCCUGUCCACGGAGCGGUGGGUCACCGGACGGCUCCUGUGUAAAACCGGAGCUGAGAUUGUGAACGCGUCCCAUCCGGAGAUGGAGCAGUUCAUCGGGGACAUUUACUACGGCUUGUUCCAGGGUGGGAAGAUCAAGAGGUGCGGACUCGGCAAUAGACGCUCCAAAAUAUACAUUUUCCCAAACCUUGUGCGGAAGUUGAAUGGCGGCCUUCACAUGAUGGUGAUCCUCUUCCUGCUGGUGGCUGUGGGGUUUGCACUGGUCAGUCUGUCUUUCUGCAUUUACAACGCACGCAAAGUUCCCUACCAGAGCAUCAAAGGGCACAAAGGACUCUACCUAUGGAACUUCAUUGCUGCUUUCUUCGGUGCUCUGGGCACGCUGUGUUUCCUGGCAGCCGUGAGGCACCACAGUCUGACCGAGCGGGUGGCUAAUCAUCAGGAGAACCUCUUUGUGCUGGUUGUCCUGGAUGACAACCUGGACUGGUCCUUCUGGCUGGGUGUAGGCAGCAUUGCCACUCACUUUGCUGUCUGUGGAGUGGUUGCCAUGAGCCGGAUCAAACUGCCCAAAACGGAGAUCAAGAAACCUGAAGAACCAACCAUUGCUGCUCUGGACCUGCUCUACUGAAGGACCAACCAAGGAGCUUUUACAUCACUCAUGGUUGACUGGAACCAACCACAGUAACUGACAGCAAAGUGAAACCAACACUGUGCCAGAUCCCCUUAAGUCUUGAUACUGUAACCUACAUGAGUGCAAAGCACUUGUUUGUGCUGGAUAUAUUCUGUCUAUAGCUUCACUAUGUAAAUACAUCAUUAUUUUCUCAUUUUAUGUAUAGAAUGCAAUUAACGGAUCUGUUAUUCUUUUGAGGCUCUUCCUUUAUUAGAUAGUGGCAGUGGAUAGACAGGAAAGCAGGGUAGAGAGAGUUAGAGAUGAGAUGACACGAAGCUAGGGGCAGCAGGUCGGAUUCAAACCCUGACCGUUGCAAAGGACUCAGCCUACAUGGGCCGCACACUCUACCGGGUGAGCUUGAGGUCGCCCCCGGAUCUGUUGUUCUAGCCCCUUCAUGAGGGAUUUUUUUCACAGUAAUUAUUCUUGAUCCCUGAUAGAAAGUGCA
Molecule: messenger RNA, 1189 nt
Organism: Etheostoma cragini (Arkansas darter)
Lineage: Eukaryota; Metazoa; Chordata; Actinopteri; Perciformes; Percidae
Gene: clrn2
Product: clarin 2
Exons: 3
Coding region: 1-702 (233 amino acids)
Source: RefSeq, a predicted model, not a curated record